Messenger RNA from Trichoplax adhaerens, 12468 nucleotides. RefSeq lists its product as uncharacterized. Gene Ontology annotation, cellular component: dynein complex. NCBI's taxonomy places the organism in Eukaryota, Metazoa, Placozoa, Uniplacotomia, Trichoplacea, Trichoplacidae. The record is from RefSeq and is a predicted model, not a curated record. Gene Ontology annotation, biological process: microtubule-based movement. The transcript is spliced from 29 exons. Bases 1 to 12468 code for a protein of 4155 amino acids. Gene Ontology annotation, molecular function: dynein intermediate chain binding; dynein light intermediate chain binding; minus-end-directed microtubule motor activity.
AUGAAAAGGGCAGAAAAAUCCGAAAAUCAAGACGUUCGCUCAUAUCCAAUAAUCAAACAGAGAGGAUUUUAUUCCGAUGUGAUAGAACCUAUAGCUCAAGAGCGACUAGGGAAUGUUUCCAAUGGCCCAGAUACAGAACAGAAUAUUGCGUGGAGUAUUAUAAACAACGAUUACAUACCAUCAGUGAAUACGUUUCAAGGUCCCAAUAACCUGACUACUGUCCUUCAAAACCAGAUUUACGGACCGAGCUCUGCCGAUUUAUCAGUAUCAGACUUCCUCCUUAAAUCAUGGGAACCGAAAGUUCAAAUGCCAUUCCUAACAGCUCCUGGACAAACCCCUCGUAAAAUUGAAAUUGAAAGGCAGAAGAGAUUAUUUGCUGUAUUAGAUAUCGAACAACUCCUGUCAAAAGAGGGAAUAGGCACUUCAGUAUUAGUACCUCCCAAUGUUAAAUAUUCCUAUGAAGAUGUUAGUCUUGAUGCAUCUUUAAAUGGCUUAUCCAACUACUUGCCUCUUGAGAUCUUCGAUGAUACAGAUUAUGAUAAUCGAACACCUGAGGACUGGCUAUCACUAGGUAGUAAUAAAAUUGGAGAUACACGAAGAUACCCAGUUCCUUGUAAAAGUUUAAUCCCCUAUCCAGAGAAACAUUACCGGUGGACUGAAUGUGGAGUUCUUGAUUACGAUAGAGAGAGUAAACUAUAUAAAGUCAAAGUUAUGUCUCACAGCCACGACGAGUUUGAUAGUAAACUGACAGAUCAGGGAAUGGGCUUGGAGAGCUGUGUACACGAGUCAAAAUUCUUUUGGGUAGCCCGAAUACGGUUACUAUUUUGUGCUGAGGAUCCUGUAGCUUUUACGGCAAGAAUAAAAAAUGCUGUAUUAUCUAGAACAAAGACAGAAGGCUUGCUACGAUAUAAUUUAUACGUCGAUUGCAUGCCAACAGUAGGCAUCGAAAGCUUAAAUUGUGGUAGUUUUUCGCGUGUUAUGAAUUCUGUUACAGCUACUCCUUGCCCUUAUCUCAAGAAUAUAAGCGCUAGCUCUAAAUUAGACAACUUACAAUCAGAAAUUCGUCUGGACUAUGCACGCUCGAUGAACGAUCAGAUAUUUAGAAAGAUUGUGAAAUCAUCCCCUAAGGCAUUUCCUUUCGUAGUAAUACCUAUUGAACCCCAUCGACCAACUCCAGAAAAAGGGUGUUGCGCAGAUAUCGCUGAUUAUAAUUGGAAGGAUAAAUUUAACAGCUUUUCAUUUAGUUCCUUACUAACUCGUGGGGAAGUCAUUGCCGCAAUAAGCAAAGUUCGUACGGAAUGCAAUAAGGUCGCAUCAAUGUCCGUAUUUCAUUUACCAGUAACAAAAAGCAUGAGAUUAGAGGAGUUUGAACAAACGCAAGCUCAAGCCAGCGCACAGACCCAGCUAUUUUUGCGGGAUAGCUGGAUAUCUACACUUCGUGCUGGUAUUUUAUCAAGUUUAAGAGAUACUGGAAAAGGCUGGUUCAAUAUGGAUGAAAGAAACUGGGAAGUCUAUAAAAUCUCUAAGCUGAAAAAAUUUAUGGAGAUGGUGAAAUUUGCUAUGCAGGAUUCUCUUCGAUACUUAUUGAAAGAUUCUUUGAAGGCGUUUACUCAAAAUUUAUUAGAUGUUUGCGAUAGCGUUUUAAAGUUACCGGAAAACUACGUUUGGCAUGAUGACCUAACUCAUAGUCCCUUUAAGCCCUGGAAAAAUCCGCUAUUUCUUCUAGAUUUGGUCAUCGAUUCUCACGGAGUCCAUUAUUCGACUCCAUUGGAGCAAUUCGAAUCGACUCUAGUGUCUUUGUUUGAAAAAGGGAUUACUAGUACAUAUAAUGUACCUCAGUUAGAAAAGUUGGUAAUGGAUAAAUUAUUUUGGUCCGGAACUCCAAUACUAGAAUCCGUUGGCGAACAUGAGCCAUUCGUAACUAACUUAAAAGCUUCAGUUAGUUUCGGUAUUAAACAAGCUUUAAUACCGCUUCGAGCAUAUGCAAAAAGGUAUAACAGUUACGUUGAACUCAUGAAUCUGGACUACAAUAAUUCUGAUCAUACCCCAGCUGAAGUUAAAAGAGAAGUUGAAAAACAUUUGGAAGAGAAGAUAAAGAUCGGAGACAGUAUCCCUUCGAAUCUGAUAAUUGGGCCAUUCUGGGUUAGUUGUGAACAAGUGAAGUCUAAUUUAGCCAAAAAGCGGAAAGACCUCAGCAAAGCUGUUCUUGAAUUACUAGCAAAGAAGCUAAAGAAACAAUGUGACGAGAUAUGUAACGAAUUUAAGGCUGUUUCCCGUCGACUGUACGAAAAACCAAACUGCAUCGAAGAUUUAUCGGAACUUAGAAGUUAUAUAAAGACCAUUCCUGAGUUAUUAACCAAUUAUCAGGAUAAGAUAAAUAAGGCAAUGACGGAUUAUGAACUUAUUGAAGACUUCAAUUAUAACAUAUCCAUGGAUGAUUUUAAUGUUAGAUGGACUGCUGUUGGGUGGCCAUAUAAAAUUGAACAGCAAAUGAAACAAACUGAUGAAUCAUUAGAAAAAGAUGAGGAAAGAUUUCGUAAGGUUCAAGUUACCGAUCAAAGCAACUUUGAAGAUCGACUAGAUACAUUACAGAUGGUUGUAGCAGGAUUCUCAGCCCAUACAGAUGUCAAAAAAGCUCACGAAGUUGCCAACGAGGUGCGACGUGUCGUUAAACAAUUGAAGGAAUGCCAAACUCUUGCUGCGUUAUACAAUAAUCGUGAACGCCUUUUCGACAUGCCUGUGACAUCGUAUGAUAAACUGGCCAAACUUUUAAAGGAUUUCGAACCUUUUAAGAAUUUAUGGUUGACUGUUUCCGAUUGGAUUAAAUGGCAUGAGAGCUGGAUGGAAGAUCCUUUGACUUCAAUCGAUCCUGAACUGCUGGAAAAUAAUGUCUCUAACUCAUUUAAAACACUGCAUAAGUGUUAUAAGGCCUUUAAAGAUAUUCCAAUGGUACAACAAAUUGCAAAAGACAUCAGAGAGCGAAUAGAUGAAUUUAAGCCUUAUAUACCACUUAUACACGGUCUCCGUAAUCCGGGCAUGAGAAGCAGACAUUACGAGCAGCUGUCUUUGGAACUUGGGUUUACGGUAGUACCGAAGGCAACUCUUACAUUCUCUAAAUGCUUGGAAAUGAAACUACAAGAUCAUAUAGCUACCAUAGCAAAAAUUGCUGAAGUUGCUGGAAAGGAGUAUUCAAUAGAACAGGCCUUGGAUAAAAUGGAAAAUGACUGGAAUCCCGUUAAUUUGGAGGUUAUAUUGUAUAAGCAAACUGGAAGCUAUAUAAUGAAAACAACAGAUGAAACUUCUCAAUUGCUAGAUGAUCAUAUCGUAAUGACGCAAAGUAUGUCAUUUUCGCCAUAUAAAAGACCAUUUGAAGAUAGGAUAAACAUAUGGGAGGGUAAACUUCGUAUGACGCAAGACGUCAUGGACGAAUGGUUAUCUUGCCAACGAGCAUGGCUGUAUCUAGAACCAAUUUUCGGCUCUGAGGACAUCAAUAGACAAUUGCCUGUUGAAAGUAAAAGAUUUCAAACAAUGGAUCGAAUAUGGAGAAAGAUCAUGAAGAAUGCAAAGGAAAAUCCGCAAGUGAUCUCCCUAUGUCCAGAUGGUAGAAUGCUAGAAAAUUUGAAAGAAUGUAAUCGACUUUUGGAUCAAGUUCAGAAAGGGUUAAGCGAUUACUUAGAAACAAAAAGAACUGCUUUUCCCAGAUUUUAUUUUUUGUCUGAUGACGAGCUACUGGAGAUUUUAUCUCAAACUAAGGAUCCUACAGCUGUUCAACCCCAUCUAAAGAAGUGUUUCGAAAAUAUUGCUAAGCUAAAUUUCGAAAACGAUCUGAAGAUCAAUGCAAUGCUAUCAUCUGAAGGUGAAAAAGUACCUUUUUCGGAGGAGGUAUAUCCAAUUGGUAACGUAGAAGAUUGGCUUUUAGAGGUUGAACGAGUCAUGAAAUGCAGUAUCAAAGAAGUUCUACGGCAAGCUUUGAUGAUGUACGCAAAGGAGGAUCGAAAAGACUGGGUUCUCCAAUGGCCUGGUCAAAUCGUUAUCGCCGGAUGUCAAACUUAUUGGACUAAAUUAGUUACUGAUGCUAUUAACAACAGUCAAUUAAAUAGCCUAUAUCAGUCGCUACUAGAUCAGUUAGAUGAUUUGGUAAAACUCGUUCGUGGACAUUUAACGAAAUUGCAACGAUUGAUACUGUCAGCUGUGAUUGUUAUCGAGGUUCACGGAAGAGAUGUAGUUUUCAAAAUGAAGGAAGAAGGUAUAGCUAAUGCAAAUGAGUUCGAAUGGAUCAGACAGCUACGCUAUUACUGGGAAGAUGGACUUUUUAUUAGGGUAGUAAAUGCUGAAUUUCCGUAUGGAUCCGAAUAUCUUGGAAACACUGGUAGAUUAGUAAUUACGCCUUUAACGGACAGGUGUUACUUGACUUUAACCGGUGCUCUUCAUCUAAAAUUUGGGGGAGCGCCAGCUGGCCCGGCUGGAACUGGAAAAACAGAAACUACUAAAGAUUUAGCUAAAGCUAUGGCCGUACAGUGUGUAGUCUUUAACUGUUCCGAUCAAUUAGAUUAUAUGGCAAUGGGAAAAUUUUUUAAAGGUUUAGCUAGUGCUGGAGCAUGGGCUUGUUUUGAUGAAUUUAAUCGGAUUGAUAUUGAAGUAUUAUCGGUUGUGGCUCAACAAAUUGCUACCAUUCAAAAAGCCCAACAACAGAAAGUAGAUCGGUUUAUUUUCGAAGGUGUUGAAAUUGCGUUAAGGUCAUCAUGUGCCGUAUUUGUAACAAUGAAUCCUGGUUAUGCAGGGAGAACUGAAUUACCGGAUAACCUGAAGGCUCUUUUUCGCCCUGUUGCGAUGAUGGUGCCUGAUUAUGCGAUGAUUGCAGAAAUUAUGUUAUUUUCAUACGGAUUCUCGGAAGCUAAGACUCUAUCAAGAAAAAUUACAACCACAUUUAAACUAUCAUCGGAACAAUUAAGUUCUCAAGAUCAUUAUGAUUUUGGAAUGAGAGCAGUCAAGACCGUCAUUUCAGCAGCUGGCAAUCUUAAACGGGAAAAUCAAGUUUUAAAUGAGGAGUCAAUUGUAUUGAGGGCUAUUAGAGACGUAAAUGUUCCGAAAUUUUUGAUGGAUGACUUGAAACUCUUUAAUGGAAUUAUAUCGGAUCUCUUUCCAAGAUUGAGAGAGGAGCCAGCAGAUUAUGGAGAAUUAGAACAGUCAAUACGAAAAAGUUGCAAGAAAUCCGGAUUAUUAGAUAUUGAUGGAUUUGUAACGAAAUGUAUUCAGUUGUACGAGACUACAGUGGUAAGGCACGGAUUGAUGCUAGUAGGACCAACUGGAUCAGGAAAAACUAAGUGCUACGAAGUAUUAAAAAGAGCGUUAAGUGUUUUAAGGGGCAAAGAAGCUAGUAACGGAUUAAAUUAUGAACAAGUAUUCACGUAUGUUUUAAAUCCAAAAUCAAUUACAAUGGGACAAUUAUACGGCGAAUUUGAUCAAUUAACACAUGAAUGGACUGAUGGAAUUUUAUCUGCAUUAAUCCGACAAGGAGUUACAAACAAUACAACUGAUAAAAAGUGGUACGUUUUCGACGGCCCUGUUGAUGCCAUUUGGAUUGAGAAUAUGAAUACCGUACUUGAUGAUAACAAAAAGUUAUGUUUAAGUAGUGGGGAAAUUAUUAAAUUAACAGAAGAGCAAACUAUGAUGUUUGAAGUAUCAAACCUUUCGGAAGCUUCGCCCGCCACUGUUAGUAGAUGUGGAAUGGUGUAUCUUGAGCCGAGCAUUUUAGGAUUAGAAGCUUUCGUUAUAUGCUGGCUACGAAAAUUGCCUACACCUGCAAAGCAUUGUCAAGAUAAACUUAAAUAUCUAUUCGAUACUUAUUUGCAAGAUUCUAUUUUUUUUAUGAGGCAAAAUUUAAAGGAAUUUGUAACUACAGUUGAUAGCAACUUAGUAACCAGCCUAUGUAAUAUUCUCGACUCCUUCUUCUCUCCAUUUAUUCCGAAAGAAGGAUACCCAAAUGAUAAUGAUGGAAUACCGGAAAUGGAUGACCUAAUUGAAAUGUGGUUUAUAUUUGCACUUGUUUGGAGUAUUGGAGCAACAUGCGAUAUGGAUGGGAGAAUAAAAUUUGAUAGCUAUCUAAGAAAUAAAUUAAAACUGACUCCGAUUGCACUAAGUCUUCCUGAGAUGGGAACUGUGUUUGAUUAUAAAUUAGACUAUUGUAUUUCAAGCCCAUAUGAUGACGAUGAUGAUAAGAAAAUUAACAAAAAGUCGGUUUCAUGGGUAAGAUGGAUCGAUAGUGUUGAAGAAUUUGCUAUUCCGAUAGAUUCUCGUUUUGCUGAUGUUAUUGUUCCUACGACUGAUACUAUUCGAGGUUCAUAUCUACUGAAUUUGUUAUUGACUAACAAAAAGCGAGUGUUAUGUAUUGGACCAACUGGCACCGGUAAAACGUUAACCGUUAGCGAUAAAUUACUACGGAACAUGCCGGAAGAUUAUCUAUCACAUUUUAUUAUAUUUUCUGCUCGUACAAAUGCUAAUCAUACACAGGAUGUCAUAGAUGGAAAGCUCGACAAGAGACGCAAAGGUGUCUAUGGACCACCGAUAGGAAAAAGUUGCAUUUUUUUUAUUGAUGAUUUAAAUAUGCCUUCCUUAGAAGUUUAUGGAGCUCAGCCACCUAUCGAAUUGAUACGCCAGUGGUGUGAUCAUAAAGGAUGGUACGAUCGUAAAGCAAUCGGGCAAUUUCGUGAAUUGGUCGAUUUAAAUUUUGUAUGUGCUAUGGGUCCUCCAGGAGGAGGUAGAAAUCAGAUAACUUCUCGCCUAACUAGACAUUUCAAUUACUUAACUUUCACUGAAUUAGAAGAUAAAAGUAAGUUCAGAAUUUUUUCUACUAUAUUAACAAACUGGAUGAGCCAAUUCCCGGAUGCGAGUACGUUGUGUCAACAACUUGUCAACGCUACAAUUGACAUCUAUAAUACAAUUACUUCUCAAUUAUUACCAACUCCUGCUAAAAGCCAUUAUACCUUUAACUUAAGAGAUUUAUCAAAAGUAUUUCAGGGUAUGUUAAUGGCGGAUUCAUCCAAACUAGCAGAUAAAAGCGCACUACUAAGGUUAUGGUUUCACGAAAAUUGUCGUGUAUUCCAAGAUCGACUUAUUGAUAUAGACGAUUGCGUUUGGUUUCAAGGGGUUAUAAACUCAAAAUUAGAAAGUUUUCAAUUGUCCUUGGCUGGUAUUAAGACCACAGAACUUCUAUUCUACGGCGAUUUCAUGCAACAAGCAUCUGAUGUUAGGAAUUACGAAGAAAUUGUCAACCAAAAUACCAUGAUUACCACAUUAAAUGAUUAUCUUGACGAUUACAAUCAAAUAUCUACUAAUAAGAUAAAAUUAGUUCUUUUUAUGGAUGCUGUGCAGCAUAUAGUGAGGAUUAGUAGAGUUAUCCGACAACCAUUCGGGAACGCUCUUUUACUAGGAAUGGGCGGUAGUGGACGUCAAUCGCUAACGAAAUUAGCAGCUCACAUGUCCGAAUAUGAUUGCUUCCAGAUUGAGUUGUCUAAGAAUUAUGGGAUGUCUGAAUGGCGAGAAGACAUUAAAGGUAUCAUGCAAAAGGCCGGCCUCGAAAACAAAUCUAUAGUUUUUUUAUUCACUGACACUCAGAUCAAGAAUGAAACAUUUUUAGAGGACAUUAAUAAUAUUCUUAAUUCAGGUGAUGUCCCAAAUUUGUUUAACUCUGAUGAACUUGACACAAUCUAUACUUCUAUGAAACCUGUAGUUCUAGACGAAAGAGGACAGCCGACUAAAGCGAACCUGUAUUCUGCUUUUGUAAAGAGAGUCCGCAAUAAUAUACAUUGCGUAAUCUGUAUGAGCCCUAUAGGAGAAAUUUUUCGCCAGAGGUUACGUCAAUUUCCGUCGCUAGUCAAUUGCUGUACAAUUGAUUGGUUCUCUAAAUGGCCAAGCGAAGCUUUACGAUCUGUGGCGCAACACUUUUUAAAAGAAUUAGCAAAUUUUGACGUUACAACAACUGUUUUCGAUGCUUUAGUCAGUAUAUGUGUUAAUAUGCAUGAAUCAGUUUGUGAGAGGAGUGAACUAUAUCUGACUGAAUUAUCUCGUUACUAUUAUGUUACACCAUCUAACUAUCUGCAACUCCUUGGAACAUUCGCCAGGAUAUUUACUCUUAAGAAAGAGGAGUUGAUCAAAAAAAGGGAUAGAACUAAGACAGGAUUAGAUAAGCUAUUAGCUACUGCUGAAGAAGUUGAAAAGCUACAAGAAGAAUUAGAAACAAUGCGACCACUUUUAGAAAGGGCAGCCAUAGAAACCUCUGAAACCAUGCAGCAAAUUAAGAAAGAUACGUCAGUAGCGGAAGAAACUAAAGUCGUCGUUCAGAAAGAAGAGAAACAAGCAGCUAUACAAGCUCAAAAAACACAAGAAAUUGCUGAUGAAGCGCAGAGAGAACUAAAUGAAGCAUUGCCUGCUUUGGAAGCUGCUCUAUCAAGCUUGAAAUCGUUAAAUCGAAAUGACGUCGUUGAAGUCCGUACCAUGCACAAACCACCAGCAGGCGUGCGCAUGGUUAUUGAAACCGUUAGCAUUAUGAAGGGUAUCAAACCCAGAAAAGUUGCUGGAGACAAAGUUGGUAUGAAGGUCGACGAUUAUUGGGAACCCGGUAAGGCUUUAUUAUCGGAUCCCGGAAAAUUCCUGGAUAGCUUAUUCAAAUACGACAAAGACAAUAUACCAGAUUCGAUAAUUAACAAAAUUCAACCAUAUAUUGACAGCGAAGAAUUUCAACCAUCUGCUAUCUCUAGGGUAUCUAAAGCAUGUACAUCUAUUUGUCAAUGGGUUCGUGCAAUGUAUAAAUAUCAUUUUGUGGCCAAAAAUGUUGCUCCGAAAAGGGAAAGAUUGCAAGAAGCACAGGCAGACUUAGUGGAAACUCAACGAAUCCUAGAAGAAGCUAAGAGUAGAUUACAAGGUGUUGAAGAUGGAAUUUCGUCUAUGAAGGCCAAGUAUGAGGAGUGUGUUGCUAGAAAGGAAGAAUUAGAACUAAAAUGUGAUGAAUGUACCGCUAGACUGGCAAGAGCUGAAACGUUGAUCGAAGGUCUUAGUGAUGAAAGGAUCCGAUGGCAACAUACAAUAGAAGAAAUUGAUAGAUUAGUAAUAAAUAUUGUAGGAGAUGCUCUAAUAUCUGCUGCAUACAUAGCUUAUAUGGGUCCGUUUACUGGAGAAUAUAGGAAUAAACUUUUAGAUGAAUGGAAAAUACAACUUGAAGAGCUGCAUGCUCCUCAUUCAUCUCACCCAUCAUUAGUUUCAACCCUCGGCGAUCCAGUUAAAAUUAGAAGUUGGCAAAUUUCAGGCCUACCUCGUGAUGCAUUGUCUGUUGAAAAUGCUAUGAUAUCACAGUACUCUCAAAGGUGGCCACUAUUUAUUGAUCCACAAGGGCAAGCUAACAAAUGGGUUAAAAAUAUGGAGAAAGAUAAAGGUUUAGAUGUUUUAAAAUUGACGGAUCGUGAUUUCCUUAGGAGUUUAGAAAAUGCAGUUAGAUUUGGCAAACCUUGCUUGCUAGAAAAUGUUGGUGAAGACUUGGAUCCUGCAUUGGAUCCACUUCUCCUUAAGCAUACUUUCAAGCAGUCCGGCGGAACCGUAGUCAAGUUAGGAGAUGCUAUCAUACCCUAUCACGAUGAAUUUAAGUUAUACAUAGCGACUAAACUGCCAAAUCCACAUUAUGCACCUGAAGUUUCAUCCAAAGUAACCCUGAUCAACUUCACAUUAUCUCCAAGCGGUUUGGAAGAUCAACUCUUAGCUCUAGUUGUUGCGGAAGAAAGACCAGAUCUGGAAGAGGCAAAAAAUCAACUGAUAUUGAGUAAUGCCAGAAUGAGACAAGAGCUAAGAGAAAUAGAAGAUAAAAUUUUAGCUAGACUAUCUGCGUCGGAAGGUAAUCCAGUUGACGAUAUCGAUCUUAUUAAGACAUUAGAGGCGAGUAAAGCGAAGUCUGAGGAGAUAAAAUCCCGUGUAGCAAUAGCUGAAAGAACUGAAAAGGACAUUGAUGAAACACGAAAUGAGUAUAUUCCAGUGGCUAUAAGAACAAGAAUCUUAUUCUUUUGUGUUACAGAUUUAGCAAAGCUAGACCCCAUGUAUCAGUACUCGCUUGAAUGGUUUAUCGGUAUAUUUUUAAGUGGAAUCUCCAAUGCAGAUAGAGCUGACAAAGUUCGAAUUAGGAUUGAAAAUAUCAACGAUUAUUUUACCUAUAGUUUAUUUACUAACAUUUGUCGUAGUUUAUUCGAAAGGCACAAGCUAUUAUUUGCAUUUUUGCUAAGUUCCCGAAUCUUACAAGACGAAAAUGCUAUUGAUAUGGCUGAGUGGAGAUUCUUACUUACAGGAGGGGCAGCUGUAACUCAAAAUUUACCUAACCCAGCUUCACAAUGGCUAUCCGAACGUGGAUGGACGGAAAUUUUACAUCUAUCAGAAUUGUCUACUUUUCGAGAUUUUGCUAGAGACUUCACUAUACAUGUUGAAGAAUUUAAAAGAAUAUUUGAUAGUUCAGAACCCCAUAAGCAAAGACUACCUGGUCGGUGGAACGAGGAAAUUAAUCCGUUCCAGAAAAUGCUGGUUUUACGAUGCAUCAGAGCUGAUAAACUUAGCAAUGCCAUGCAGGAAUUUGUUUCUCUGCAUUUAGGCCAAAAGUUUAUCGAACCUCAAACUACAGACUUGUCUAUGGCAUACAAAGAUUCUUCUAACGUGGUUCCACUUAUUUUUGUAUUAUCCCCGGGUACUGACCCAGCAGCGGAUUUAUACAAGUUUGCAGAAGAGAUGAGAUUCAGUAAAAAGCUUAGUGCGAUUUCUCUAGGGCAAGGACAAGGACCGAGAGCUGAAGCCAUGAUGCGUUCGGCAACUGAUCGAGGGAAAUGGGUAUUUUUUCAAAAUUGCCAUCUAGCUCCAAGCUGGAUGCCGGUAAUGGAAAGAUUGAUAGAGAGUAUCGAUCAUGAUAAAGUUCAUCGUGAUUUUCGUAUGUGGUUGACUAGUAUGCCGAGUCCUGAAUUCCCAGUCUCCGUAUUGCAAAAUGGCUCAAAGAUGACCGUUGAACCGCCUCGUGGCAUGAAGGCAAAUCUUCUGAAAUCUUUUAGCGGUUUUAACGACGAGUUCAUGAAUUCAUGCAGCAAAGGCUCUUUAUUUAAAAGUUUGCUAUUUUCCUUGUGUUUAUUUCACGGAGUUAUUUUGGAACGUCGUAAAUUUGGACCAUUAGGAUUAAACAUUCCUUAUGAAUUUACUGAUGGAGAUUUAAGAAUUUGCAUCAGUCAAUUAAAAAUGUUCUUGGAAGAAUAUUCUCAAGUGCCCUUUAAAGUCUUAAAGUAUACGGCCGGCCAUAUAAAUUACGGAGGUCGAGUUACGGAUGAAUGGGAUAGAAGAUGCGUGAUGAACAUUUUAGAUGAUUAUUACAACAGCAGUGUGCUAUCAGAAGAUCAUAGUUACUGCGAUAACGGAACCUAUAGGCAAAUAAAUCCGUCAGUUGAUUACCAAGGCUAUAUGCAUCACAUCCGUUCGCUGCCAAUUAAUGACUCACCAGAUAUCUUCGGCUUACAUGAAAAUGCCAGCAUAACUUUUGCGCAGAGUGAGACGUUCACCCUACUUAAUAAUAUACUAAAAUUGCAACCUCGAUCUUCAAAAGGAAUCGAUAGAUCUAGAGAAGAAAUUAUGGAAGAAGCCGCUAGAGCGAUUCUAGACUCUAUACCUGGUGCAAUAUCGAUUGAAUUUGUGGUUUCUAAAUAUCCAGUGAAAUAUGAAGAAUCUAUGAAUACGGUACUAAUCCAAGAAGUGAUCCGUUAUAAUAGAUUAUUACAGAUUAUAGUUAACACAUUAGCGGAUCUUUUGAAAGCGCUAAAAGGUCUAGUAGUUAUGUCUUCUUCCCUUGAAACAAUGGCAAGCAAUAUAUAUGAUAAUGCAGUACCGGAGACAUGGAAUUCUAGAGCAUAUCCAUCUCUGAAACCUUUAGCUUCUUGGGUUAGCGAUUUGAUAGCAAGGGUGCAAUAUAUCCGAAAUUGGGUUGAUACGGGAAUUCCGGCAGUAUUUUGGAUUUCUGGAUUUUUUUUCCCGCAGGCUUUUCUAACUGGGACUCUGCAAAAUUUCGCAAGGCGAAAAGUUGUAUCAAUUGACACAAUUUCCUUCGAUUAUAGUAUGAUGGACGAUAGCAAUUUCGAAGGAAAGCCAGAAAUUGGAUGCUAUAUACGUGGGUUAUUUCUGGAAGGUGCUAGAUGGGAUAAUGUUUCUAAAUGUCUCACAGAAUCUAGGCCGAAGGAACUUUACAGUGAUAUGCCCAUAGUAUGGCUAAAGCCUAUCGUUAAUCGAAUUAUGCCAAUGGAUGGUAUUUAUGUUUGCCCUGUCUAUAAGACGCUUACUCGAGCAGGGACACUAUCUACCACUGGACAUUCCACGAAUUUCGUCUUAUCAAUUGAAGUACCGAGCCUGAAGCCGCAGGAGCAUUGGAUUAAGAGAGGCGUUGCCUUAAUUUGUGCGUUAGACUAUUAA